Molecule: messenger RNA, 897 nt
Organism: Suillus paluster
Lineage: Eukaryota; Fungi; Basidiomycota; Agaricomycetes; Boletales; Suillaceae
Exons: 3
Coding region: 278-538 (86 amino acids)
Source: RefSeq, a predicted model, not a curated record
AUUAAUUAGUGGAACAAAAGACAUACCACUGUGACGAUGGUCAUUGUCUGGAACCCACACAUUACAGCUGUCAGCCACAACGAGGUGAAAUUUUUUUCACUAUGUGGCACUAAAAUCUUGCCGUUGUGGGUAGAACAAUGUGUCUUCCUCUGCACAUAAAGAAAACAAAGGAUGCUCUCGAACUACCCCAACUUACCCCCCAUUACACUUCGUCCCGCCUACAUGGACUCAUUUACAACAUAUCUUGACAUCUUUUCAAAGUCACCACUAGACUUGCAUGGGUCUACAGACGACCCCCCCUGCCCUAUUGACGAAGAAUAUUGGGGUCAUGGGCAGAGCGGGUUCUGUACCAUAUCAUAAUCCUUUUCACCACAGCAUAUUGCGGGCAUCCUGCUGGCUUCUACUAUUUUGUGCUUCAUUGCUUCUGUUUGAUAUAGUGGACUCGCUGCCCAUGCAGCAUUAUUUAUUUUCGAGAACUUGCUGCUCGUGCAGCAUUCUUUAUUUUCGAUGUUCUUGUACCCUGCUCGUGCAGCAUUAGCUAUUUUCGAUAUUCGUGUACCCCUUACUACCUCGCUAGUAGUACCUCCAGCCGUCUUUCCACUCCUUACUUCUCUGGAGAUUGUCGUUCUAGCUAUCGUUAUUCUUACUUACGUUGGAUUAGUACUCAUUCGAUCUUGUCGCUUUAACAUUGGUGUCAAUUUUUUGACUCAUACUCUGCCUUGCACCUCAUAAUUUUCAAAGUAUCGUCUUCGUUGCUUGUUGUCAGUGCCAAACCUCCGCCUAUAUUUACCAGCUGCCUGGCGGGGGCUCAAAACGGGAUGCUCAUAGCGCACACCCGUCCAACGUGAUCACAGGCUCAGCCAGGGCAUACAACCACAGGCGGGAGAACUUCGAGAA